Messenger RNA from Paraphaeosphaeria sporulosa, 990 nucleotides. RefSeq lists its product as uncharacterized. The transcript has 5 exons. The coding region runs from base 1 to 990 and encodes 329 amino acids. The record is from RefSeq and is a predicted model, not a curated record. Lineage: Eukaryota; Fungi; Ascomycota; Dothideomycetes; Pleosporales; Didymosphaeriaceae.
AUGCACGAGAAUCCGAGUUGGCUUAUUGUAUCCCAGAAAGCGGCCGCAGAAAUAGGAUACGAAGCGUUGAUUCCGGCGGUCGUGCUGACAGCUCUCGCUCUUAUCACAGUGGCAUUGCGAUGGUAUUCAAGGGCGAAGCUUUCGGGCACCUAUGGCGUCGAGGAUGUGGUUGUUACGCUUGCUCUAGUCUUCUCGAUAGCCUUCACGGGAAUCGUGGGUGGAGGUGCGUUGCCAGCUUUCCAGAUCAUGUUUGCCGGGUCCAUCUUCUACCACACGGCCGUAAAUCUAGUCCGCUUCUCUAUCCUCUUCCAAUACCACCGGCUCUUCCAGCACCUGCCGCCCUUCCGGCUCUGCAUAUACGUUAUUGGCGUCGCUACACUGGGCGCAAUGGCAUGGGGCGUCUUCGGCGUCGUAUUCCUCUGCAGUCCCGUACGGAAGUACUGGCAUGGUGGCGUGCCAGGAAAGUGCAUGGAUGCGCAGGACCACUUCUGGAGCUGCUCAUUGAUGGGGAUCGUGUUGGAGUGCAUCCUUUGGGUCAUGCCUAUGCCAGUAUUGGGUAGGCUAAGGUUGCAGUCACGGCAAAAUGGGGGACUCUUGGUGCCGUUUGGAUUGGGCCUCUUUGUUUGCAUCGUUUCGGUACUUCGUAUCGUCCAUGUGCACGGCGCCGCUGAGAAGGGGAACGUGAGCAAAUCGGGAAGCUAUGCCGCCAUAUGGUCAACGGCGGAGAUCAACGUUGCCAUCAUCUGCUCGUCUCUCAUUGUCAUGAAGCCUCUCCUUGCACGGGCCGUCUCUGGUAUGGGCACAGAAACAAAGGUCUCGGCGCAGCAAGAUGGUAGCGCCAUUCGCAGAGUGAUGAGCAUCGCGACAUGGGAGGAGUCGUUCGCUAGUACAGAGGACCCGGGAGAGGCACGGUAUGAGGCUUGCAUAUGGACGGAUAGCAGUGACAGUGCCAUCGAGGGCCGGGUGGGUCCAGUGAAGGGCGGCGUGUGA